CGCAUGAUGGACCAUUACUAUAACACGCUCCGGGACGACCUGAUGUACAUGACCUAUCUGCACGAACCCGGUCCUCGCAAACCACCCCGGCAGAUUCGCCUUAAGUACGACCCUGAGGACCCGUACACGAAGAACCGCGUCAAUCCACCUGUGGGCGGCUCGCAAGUUGGCCGUAAGCCGGCGCCGCCGACGUCCUGGGACAACGUCGUCCAGCUUGAGCGAAUACAGAUCCAUACCAUGGUGAAGGAGGCAUUGUCAAGCCGCGUUAACCUGUUGGGGCCGAUCAUGAUGCUGCGGGCGCUGUCCGGGGAGACGCAGUACGGUGGGGGGAGGCAUACGAGCGAGGGUGUGCAGGUUGUGCGGGGCGUGAAGACUGUGGGCGGGUGGAUCAGGCCUGGCCUGCCGGUCGGCGCGAAGGUCGACCUGAAGGGCCCGAAGAUGUACGAUUUCCUCGGUACGCUCACCGAAUUCGUCCUUCCACGCUUGCGCGAGUUCCCCGGCUUCGUGAUGCCUGCUCCCUCUGCGCAGCACUUCACCCCGAGCUCCGUCUCUGGUGUCAUUUCCGUCGGGUUACCCCCAGAAGCCAUGGGCUUGUUCCCCCAGAUAGAGGUCAAUUUGGAUGCUUACCCAGGGACCUACGGCAUGCACAUACACUUCAUCACCAACGCUGAAGGGCAGGGUGCUCAAAAUAAAGCGAGAGCUUUACUUUCUGGACUUCAAGUUCCAUUU
Messenger RNA from Gloeophyllum trabeum ATCC 11539, 729 nucleotides. Its product is annotated as ribosomal protein L5. Gene Ontology annotation, cellular component: cytosolic large ribosomal subunit; ribosome. Gene Ontology annotation, molecular function: RNA binding; structural constituent of ribosome. The annotation marks the transcript as partial. The record is from RefSeq and is a predicted model, not a curated record. Gene Ontology annotation, biological process: translation. NCBI's taxonomy places the organism in Eukaryota, Fungi, Basidiomycota, Agaricomycetes, Gloeophyllales, Gloeophyllaceae. The transcript has a single exon.